AUGAAGCGGCAAUUUAGUGAGAUGAGUGACGUAAAGCCCGAGCCAAAUAGUGACGUGCAGCAGACAAUGGUGAUGUUAAUUGCCCAAAAAGUGACAAUGGAGCUAUUAUCUUCUUUUACUGGUGGCAACGCAACGCGCUUUGGUCGUGUUGCGUUUGCAGACGAGGAGCAACAGAACGUGGACGCAUUUUUGCAUCAGAAAUUAGGCAAGGACAGUUUAACCCGUCGACCCGGGCCUGGAGGACGGAAACUCACGUAUAUUGAAAGCUGUAAGGCCAUUGAAUUAGCCAAUCGUGCGUUUGGAUUUAAUGGCUGGUCAUGUCACAUUAUUGAAUGCAAAGAAGAAUAUAAGGAAAAAAAAGGUGAUCGUUGGAGUAUUGCGUAUAGUUCCAUCGUACGCAUUGAAUUGAAGGACGGCACGAGUCAUGAGGAUGUGGGAUUUGGUUCUUCGGACGGACAGAGAGAUUUAGGAGCGGCGUUAGAGCAAGCGAAAAAAGCUAGUAUCUCGGAUGCAAGGAAGAGAGCAUUGAGACUUUUUGGAGAGUAUCUAGGUAAUUCAUGCUAUGAUAGGGAACAUAUUAAGGAUGUAAACUCGAACAAACCCAUGGCGCCAUUGGUAGCAGCACCGAAUGUGGUGCUACCAAGACAACAAGGACAGAACAACGAAGCUCCACGUACGUCAGUGGAAAAUGAAGAAUUUGGAGGACAGAAUGUGCCAGCACGAAAGCUACAACCGAAUCAGCAACCGCGGCCACAGCAGCAGCCACUUCCACAACAACAAUCGCAACAGGUUCAGCAACCUCUGGAGCAAAUGCCAACUUUGCAAUCUGCUCAACCGCAUCAACACAAUCAGCAAACUCAACAGCACAAGCACCAGCUAAUGCAAAAGCAGCCGCGGCCACCGCAGCAGUCAUUUCCACAGCAUCAACAAGCUCAGCAACCUUUACAACAGCAACUGCCGACUCCGGAAUCUGCACAACCGCAUCAGCAAAAGCGGCAGUCAAUGCAACAGCAGGCUCAGACGCAUCAACAGCAGCAGUGGAAACCUCCUCAAGUCUUGCGUCACUUAUCGACCACAAAUGAUAAGUUAUCCGCGCAGCAGCCAACUCCGGUUCAUUCAAGGUCAGCAACAAUGCUGACUACUGGAAGUGACAGUUUGAGUGCUGCGCGUGUCCCCUCUCCCUCGACAACGGCAACGAGUUCUUCUACGAGUCGAUUUCGCUCGCAGCCGCAGCGAUGGGUCUCGUCCAACGCUCCGCCUCUACCACGCAUGAUGGUGUCGAAAUACUUACCACCAAUCGUGAAAUCCGAGCAAUCUUCAACAGGCCAAGCCCAACCAGAAGCACAAUAUAAUAUUGAAGACCUCAGCCUUUCACAGUUUGACUACGAUCCUAACGCGGGAAACGACAACCCUGCCAAGAAAAUGCGGUCGUGA
This is a messenger RNA of Peronospora belbahrii, 1434 nucleotides long. The record is from the annotation of a GenBank genome assembly. Lineage: Eukaryota; Oomycota; Peronosporomycetes; Peronosporales; Peronosporaceae.